AUGAAAGGAGACGUUGAAUUAUCAAAAUUGUAGAUUCGAUUGGGUGAUGUCAGAGUACCAUCAUAUUUAAAGUUGAUUGAGGAAACUGAACAAACUCAUACAAAUAUACUCAAAACUCUUCAAAACAUCUAAAUUAAGGAUAUUUAAGAUCUAUUUUACAUUCUUAAACCAACCUAACAACUUUACAAUUGUGUCUGUGGUUUAUUAUGCCUUGUGGCUGGAGUUGAUAAAUCUAUCACAACUGACUAUUUGUUUUUAUAAUAGAGAGAUUGGGUAGCUAGUUAGAGUCAAUUCUGUAAAAGCUAUGAAUAAAUCAACGCAAUUUUGUCUAAUCUGUAAUAAAAUCUGAUAAAAAAGAAGAUCAAUAUUUCUAACAUAAAGGAGGCUCAAAAGUAUCAUAAGGAAGAAAUAAAAGGUCAAGUCUAUUCGGUAUCUGAUAAACUUGAGAAGAUUUUGACUUUGUCAAUUAACUAUUAUACUUCAUUCUAUAAGAUAAUGAAAUUCAAUCAAAAGUACGAGUAGCAAUCCAAGACUCCUCAAGAAAAGAGUUCAGAUGAAUUAAAAUCUUAUAUGUUGUCAAAAUUAAACAAUAAUUUUUAAGAUGAUGAUUCAGAAGGUAAAGUUGAAGAAGACACUGAAAUAUAAAAUGAAUUAGUUUAAUAAAUCCCACCCACUCCUAAGGAUCAACAACAAACUACAUUUAAAAUGCUGAGUAGAUUUAAAGAUUUUAACUCAUACAAGAAAGGAAUUGCUGAAAAUCGAAAGACCUCAAAAAGUCCAAAUUUGCCAAGCUAUUCAACUACUUCCAAAAAAUAAUAUUAUUAAUCUAAAUCACCGAUAUCAAGUCAAAAUAAAAAUCACGAUAACAACUACCCUACAAAUGAAUAUAUGAGCUUUUAAGAUCAUGUAAGUGUGAAAAGUUUUCAAACCUAACCUCAAGAGUAAUUUAAUAGUCCAAAGAAUAAUUAAAGUAACAAAGUUGUUUAACAAAAAUCUUCUUAAUCUAAAUCUCCUGUAAUUGCUGUUAGGUAGAAAGAGCCUUUGAAGAAAUAUGUUGUGUAAUUGCCAGAGGCUCCAAAUUUAAAUAAAUUAAUUGAAUAGAUAUAGAAUAAUGAUCCACAUAUUGAAAGGUAGUUGAAACAAGAAUUAGAAAUAAUUUAAAAAUAGAUUAAUAAAUUGGAAGCCAAGAAAAAUUAAUUAAAAUGGCAAGAUGAAAGAUAGAGUAAGAAAAUUAGAGACCAAUAUGAGUAGUAAUAUUUGAGUGAGCAAAUAGAAUAAAGUAAACAGUUCUUAGAAAAUAGACAAAAAUUUAAGGAAGAGCAAAAAGUGAAGUAGAAGAAAGACUUCAAAAAGUAGAUAUAAAUAUAGAAUGAGGCUCAGGACUUCUAACAGUAGAGAGUUUGGAGUCUGUUUAAGGAAUUGGAGAGAAGUAUUAUGCAGAAAGAGGCAUUACAAAAGGAUGCUUCGCGGAUGGAGUAAUAGGUUUGUAUAAAAAAUUAAGGAAUUUAAAAAUAUUGA
Molecule: messenger RNA, 1518 nt
Organism: Paramecium tetraurelia
Lineage: Eukaryota; Ciliophora; Oligohymenophorea; Peniculida; Parameciidae
Exons: 3
Source: RefSeq, a predicted model, not a curated record